Messenger RNA from Thamnophis elegans (Western terrestrial garter snake), 5096 nucleotides. It is a transcript of the gene SLC4A4, whose product is annotated as solute carrier family 4 member 4. Gene Ontology annotation, cellular component: plasma membrane; basolateral plasma membrane. Gene Ontology annotation, biological process: transmembrane transport; regulation of intracellular pH; monoatomic anion transport. Gene Ontology annotation, molecular function: monoatomic anion transmembrane transporter activity; sodium:bicarbonate symporter activity; solute:inorganic anion antiporter activity. The transcript has 26 exons. Lineage: Eukaryota; Metazoa; Chordata; Lepidosauria; Squamata; Natricidae. The record is from RefSeq and is a predicted model, not a curated record. The coding region runs from base 743 to 3943 and encodes 1066 amino acids.
AGUGGAAGGCGGCGUGGGGGCGGGUGGGAAACGCACACGCGGACUUUCCGCCGCUUUUUUCCCCCCCUCAAGCCACGCCGGCCGGCCGCUGCUUUGCAACCUCUUCCUCGGGGCAGCAGCAGCAGCGGGGACGACAAGGGGGCUGGCCCCACCGUAAAGCUCGCUCGCUCGCGCGCCCACUCACCCAACGGGGGUCCGGAGAAAGCCGGAGGGUCCGCCCCGCUUCGCCAAGCCGCUCGCCCCUCGCCUCAUAAAGCCGCCCGACCAACUCGAGACCCCCCAACCCACCCAACCAACCCGCCUCGUGCGCGCGCGCGCCUGCCUUCGCUGCGCUUCGGCCGAGCGCGCUUUUGAGGAGGGUCUCCCCGCUCGCGCGCGCGCGCGCGCUCCCUCCCAGUCCAGAGGGUCGCCUCAGGAGAAGAAGAAGAAGGAGGAAGGAGAAGAAGGAGAAGAAGAAGAGGAGGAGGAGGAGGAGCAAAGGAGGAAGGUCGUCUUCGGGGAAGACGCCGCCGCUGCUGCCGCUCGCGCUCGCUCGCUCCUCAGCCCGCCCGGAUUUCCGAAAAGUUGCCAAGAGUAGCCGAAGGAGCCCCGCGGCAAAGCGCCGGGUUCGUCGGUCUCGAAGCUUCGCCUUUCCGCCGCGCUCGUUGCGGACCUCCUCCUUCUCCUCCCCGCGCGUCCUCGGGCUCUGGUUUCCCGAGCAGCCGCCAAGCUGGACGACCGGAGGAAAGCCGAGGCCAGGAGGAUGGAGGAUGAAGCUGUACUGGACAGAGGGGCAUCCUUCGUUAAGCACGUCUGCGAUGACGAGGAAGUAGAAGGUCACCAUACAGUCUAUAUCGGGGUACAUGUACCCAAGAGCUAUCGGAGGCGGAGACACCACAGAAGGAAGCCGAAGGAAAGGAAAGAAAAAGAGAAAAUCACUGAAUCAGAUGUGGAAAAUAUUGAUGAAGUCGGCGGGCACAUCCUCAAGCCAUUGAUCUCUCCGGCCGCUGAGCGCAUCCGUUUUAUCUUGGGGGAAGAUGACGACAGCCCAGCACCACCUCAGCUCUUCACAGAACUGGAUGAACUUCUGCUUGUGGAUGGACAAGAAUUGGAAUGGAAGGAAACGGCCAGGUGGAUAAAAUUUGAAGAGAAAGUGGAGGAAGGAGGGGAGAGGUGGAGUAAGCCCCACGUUGCGACGUUGUCGCUUCACAGUUUGUUUGAGCUGAGAACAUGCAUAGAGAAAGGCUCAAUUCUGCUGGAUUUGGAGGCCUCUACACUCCCUCAAGUCGUAGAGAUGGUUGUGGACAACCAGAUCGAGACCGGCCUGCUAAAGCAAGACAUGAAGGACAAGGUUGUCUACACACUGCUCAGGAAACACCGGCACCAGACCAAAAAAUCCAACCUCCGAUCGUUGGCCGACAUUGGGAAGACCGUCUCCAGUGCAAGUAGGAUGUUAACCAACCCUGAUAAUGGUAGCCCAGCCUUGACACCCAGAAACCUGACGUCCUCUAGUUUGAACGACAUCUCUGACAAACCGGACAAGGAGCAGCUGAAGAACAAAUUCAUGAAGAAGUUACCUCGGGAUGCUGAGGCCUCCAAUGUGCUGGUUGGAGAAGUCGAUUUUUUGGAAAACCCGUUCAUUGCCUUCGUGCGGUUACAGCAAGCAGUCAUGCUUGGGGCUCUAACAGAAGUCCCCGUACCUACUCGGUUCCUGUUCAUUUUGCUGGGCCCGAAGGGCAAAGCAAAAUCCUACCACGAAAUCGGCCGAUCCAUUGCCACUCUGAUGUCGGAUGAGGUCUUCCACGACAUCGCCUACAAAGCCAAAGACAGGCAGGAUUUGAUCGCUGGGAUUGAUGAAUUCCUGGACGAAGUUAUUGUGCUUCCCCCUGGGGAGUGGGAUCCUGCCAUAAGGAUAGAGCCCCCCAAGUCCCUUCCGUCUUCUGACAAAAGGAAAAUCCUGUAUGCAGGCGGCGAGAAUGUACAGAUGAAUGGAGAUACCCCUCACGAGGGAGGAAAUGGAGGAGGGGGUCACGGGGACUGUGAAGAAUUGCAACGAACUGGCAAAUUUUUUGGAGGUUUAAUCAAAGACAUCAAGCGGAAGGCCCCUUUCUUUGCCAGCGACUUCUACGAUGCCUUCAACAUCCAAGCCCUCUCGGCUAUUCUCUUCAUUUACCUGGGGACGGUCACCAACGCCAUCACUUUCGGAGGCCUGCUGGGAGAUGCGACCGAAAACAUGCAGGGUGUGUUGGAAAGCUUUCUGGGCACAGCCGUUACAGGAGCCAUUUUUUGUCUAUUUGCCGGUCAGCCACUUAUUAUUCUGAGCAGCACUGGACCCGUCUUGGUCUUUGAACGACUUUUAUUCAACUUUAGCAAAGACAAUGGCUUUGAUUAUCUGGAGUUCCGUCUCUGGAUUGGCUUGUGGUCGGCCUUCCUGUGUCUGAUCUUGGUUGCUACCGAUGCCAGCUUCUUAGUUCAGUACUUCACCCGGUUCACGGAAGAAGGCUUCUCCUCUCUGAUCAGCUUCAUCUUCAUCUACGAUGCCUUCAAGAAGAUGAUCAAACUCGCCGAUUAUUAUCCCAUCAAUUCCCAUUUUAAAGUGAACGACAUUACACGUUAUUCCUGUACCUGCGUACCACCAGAUCCAGUGAAUAGUUCGUUCAUCAAUGAAACGUGGGCGACACCCCUGCCUUGGCUCAAUGAAACGCACAACGGUACGAUUGAUUGGUCAUCCCUGACCAAGAAGGGAUGCUUGGAACUUGGAGGAGAGCUCCUGGGGAAUAAUUGCAAAUACGUCCCUGACAUCACCCUCAUGUCUUGCAUUCUCUUUUUGGGAACCUACACCUCCUCCAUGGCUUUGAAGAAAUUUAAGACCAGUCGUUAUUUCCCAACCACUGCAAGGAAAUUGAUCAGUGAUUUCGCCAUCAUCAUUUCCAUUCUGAUUUUCUGCGGAAUCGAUGCUCUGGUCGGUGUCGAUACACCAAAACUUCUUGUGCCAAGUGAAUUCAAGCCAACAAAUCCAGAUAGAACCUGGUUUAUCACACCAUUCGGAGGAAACCCUUGGUGGGUUUACCUGGCCGCAGCAAUUCCUGCUCUCCUGGUCACCAUCCUCAUCUUCAUGGACCAGCAAAUCACAGCUGUCAUUGUCAACCGUAAAGAGCACAAGCUGAAGAAAGGUGCUGGAUAUCACCUGGAUCUUUUCCUGGUGGCUGUGUUGAUGAUCAUCUGUUCCUUCAUGGGUUUGCCCUGGUAUGUUGCUGCGACUGUGAUCUCCAUCGCUCACAUUGACAGCUUGAAGAUGGAAACUGAGACCUCGGCACCUGGCGAACAACCCAAGUUUUUGGGAGUUAGGGAGCAGAGAGUGACUGGAUGUAUCGUAUUCCUUCUGACGGGCGUUUCCGUGUUCAUGGCACCCAUCUUGAAGUUUAUUCCCAUGCCUGUCCUGUAUGGUGUGUUCCUCUACAUGGGUGUUGCGUCCCUCAACGGUGUGCAGUUCAUGGACCGCCUGAAGCUGCUCCUGAUGCCUCUGAAGCACCAGCCGGACUUUAUCUACCUGCGACACGUCCCCCUCCGCCGAGUCCACCUCUUCACCUUCCUCCAAGUCUUGUGCUUGGCUCUCCUUUGGAUCCUGAAGUCCACGGUUGCUGCUAUCAUCUUCCCAGUCAUGAUCCUCGCCCUCGUGGCCGUCAGAAGGGGGAUGGAUUAUUUCUUCUCCCAGCAUGACCUCAGCUUCCUUGAUGACGUCAUUCCAGAAAAAGACAAGAAGAAGAAAGAGGAUGAAAAGAAGAAGAAGAAAAAGAAGGGCAGCCUGGACAGUGACAAUGAUGACUCUGACUCUCCGUUCACGGAAGAUGUGCCCAGUAUUAAAAUCCCGAUGGACAUCAUGGAGCAGCAACCUUUCCUGAAUGAUGGGAAGCCUGCCGAGAAAGAAAAGCCAACAUUCCUUGAACGCCAUACAUCAUGCUGAUCAAAUUCCUCACUUCCAUUCCUACAUGCCAAGGCCUCCGCAAAAUCCUGAUGGAAGUUGUGCCUCAGAUUAGAAUAGCACUCAGCUCUGAAGACCAUGCCUACUUUCGGAAUAGCAAGGGAACAGAACACACUGUCACAACUGCAUCUUCGUCCUUUCUUGCGGGAGUCUCCCCCACAACAAAAAAAAAACUGGCCCCUUUAAGACUGGUGGACUUCAACUCCCAGAAUUCCAACUGGGGGAAUUCUGGGAUUGGAGUCCACAAGUCUUGGAAGUGUCUGGGUUUGGGGUAGAUUAUGCCUGCUUUAUUGAAUUGGAUGUCCUUUGUCUUCUUCUCUAGUCGAAUGUUCAGUUGCUGUUAUCCAUCUAGAUCGAAAGAAAACUCAAAAUGUAUCCCUCUUCCUUUAGAUUUUAUUCUAUUUCCUCGCUUCAGCCCAUUUGUGUGUGUUUUCUGUUGUCGCAAACUGUUUCUCUUCCCUUUCAUUUCUGACCAAUAUUUUUUUUUCUGCCUUUUCAAUUGGUGCGCCUCCUCUGUUGCUUUGCAGAAGAAGGUGCAAAAGUAUUAAGGAUAUAUAUAUAUAUAUAUAUAUAUAUAUAUAUAUAUAUAUAUAUAUAUAUAUAUAUAUAUGUAUGUAUGUAUGUAUGUAUGUAUUAAUUAUAGCACCGUGGUUUCUUGUCAGCAAAGCAGAUUGUUAUUUUUAUUUUCUUGCGAUGCGAAUCAAUGUUUCUCAUCCUUCUGCUCCUUUGGGGCAUUUGUCGAUAUUAAGGUUUUGAUUUUAGUUUUUUCUUUCUUUCUCUCUCUCCCUCCUUCCCUCCCUCCCUCCCCCCCUCUCUCUUUCAGCAGAACAAAACUGACUUUCAGGCAAAUUCCCGAUAACUCUCGAUUCCUGCAAAAAAAUGCUGCUAUCUUAACAUGGUCUUAAUGUCACCUCUGCUACUGUAUUUCGGUGCAAAGCAGUCGAAAAGGUGCUAACCCACACAGAUGCAUCCCACCCCCCCUCCCAGCAUUAUGAUGUGACAUUUGUAUAACCUGCUCCUAUGCAACUUUUAUUUUGUAACACUGAAAUGGAUUCUUAAGCUGUCGGCUGUGUUGACAAAGUGUUAUCCGUUUUAAAUUAGAGGGGGGGGGGCUGAUCUAACAUUUUUGUGGGGU